CGUCCUUGAAAUGCUUCUCAUAGACAAUUCUAUUUUCCAAAACUUCUACUUUGAAGGCUACACAGACGUAAACAUGGGGUCCACGAGCGAUAAGAUCAUUCUUUACAACAACGACACGUGUACAUGGUCCAAUCGCGCAAAGGUUGCACUCACGGAGCUGGGUCUCCCAUUUGAGGAACGAAUAAUCAAUGUGGACGGUCCGCGACCUGCAGAGUUCCUAAAAAACAUCAAUCCGCGUGGGUUGGUUCCAGUGAUCAUAUUCAAUGAUGAGAUAAUUGUGGAGUCCGCGAUUGUCUGCCAGUUCCUGUGCGACAUCCAUCCUUCACACCUGUGCCCGCCGCCGACGACAAUUGAGGGUGCGCUGCGCCGCGCCAAGAUCACCUUCUUCACGGACGCAUACUGGAGCAAGUUCCACACAGUGUUGUUCCGGCUGUUCGAUGCACAUACUGAAGCCGACACCGAAAGUAUAGUUAAUGACGCUGUUAAGGGUCUAAUCAGCGAGGUCGAGCCACUUCUCGCAGAUGCAAAGCCUUUCUUUGGCGCUAGUGAAAAGUUGACAUUGGCGGAGGUCAUCACAGGACCUUUCCUCGUUCGUGCAUUGGCAUUAUCAAGGAAUGGAGUUUAUCCUACUAGUCUGAACAAACACAUUGCGGAGGGAGCACCCAACUUUCACAACUGGGCGACUGCAGUAUCUAGACAUCCAAGUAUUACUGCAGUAUUUGACGAAGAGGUCAUCGUACAGCGAUCCUGGAACAAGAGAGCCAGAAUGAGAAAGGCUGCCGGUCUGUCUGACUGGAUCAAAUCUUAAAUUGGUAUUUGAGAUGUUCACUUUCAUAGUGCUGAAUAUGAGUGCGCGAUCCGCUCACUGCUAGAAAGAAUUCCCUAAGAAUGACAGUUGAAAGGAGGCUUGCAAUUAUAUCUAAUAAACCCGAUGUUUCAAUACUAUUCAUCACAAUUUUA
Molecule: messenger RNA, 960 nt
Organism: Truncatella angustata
Lineage: Eukaryota; Fungi; Ascomycota; Sordariomycetes; Amphisphaeriales; Sporocadaceae
Product: thioredoxin-like protein
Exons: 3
Coding region: 11-808 (265 amino acids)
Cellular component (GO): cytoplasm
Source: RefSeq, a predicted model, not a curated record